AUGGACGAGGGUGCCGAUCCAAAAGCGCCUCGGCGCAAGAGGGUUUCGAGGGCCUGCGAUAGAUGUCGAAGUAAAAAGGACAAAUGCGACGGUCUUCGUCCUUCCUGCUCCGCCUGUCUGGCGUCCGGUCAGACUUGCUCUUAUGAUCCUCAUGCAAAAAAGCGCGGCUUGCCAGAGGGAUACGUUCGCGGCCUGGAGAAGCUCUGGGCCCUCGCCAUCUGCAACAUUGAUGGCUUUGAGGACACUAUGCUCUCCCUCCUCGGUACGACAGCUGACACAGUUGGCCGGAGGGACCGGUUGAUUUCUCUCUGGACAGAUGACGGUGCCUCGGAAACGUUACAUGAGUCCUGGAAAACCAGUCGGCUCUAUAAUGCACUCGAGAAGAUGCUAUCGUCCACACCCGAUCCCUCCAGUCCGCACAUCUCAGCGAAGCGCCCCCGAGACGAACAUAGGCCUUCCUCACACGAUCCAGGAAGUGGAUGGGGCUUCCGUAUAGACCGCAGUUCGAGUCCUUUAUCGCAGGGCGCUCCGCGCGUUGUGGAACCUAUUACCUCGCCUGGAACUAAGCGAGCGCGACUAUCUAUGCCGGCUGACAAGCAGCCAUCGCCCACAACAGCCGGUAUACGUUCUCUUCAACUACCGCCUCACACUUCCCAGUUGCUAGACAUUUACUUCGCUGCCACACACUCCUGGUUCCCCAUCGUUGCUAAACACAACAUCCUCCGAGCAUCUUAUGUUUAUGCAAACGCGCCUUCAAUAUCCGUUGCCAGGCUUUCUUCGGAAUCCGGCGACCAUGCCGCAUUAUGGGCGCUCCUCAGCUACACGAUAUCCUUAUCGCGGCCAGUACCCGAGAACGGGACAUUGGGGGUUCUAUCAAAAACAAAGGAAUAUUAUGCGGUGGCCAGGAGUUUAAUUCCUUCGGAGACAGGGCUCUACGAACUCGGACAUGUCCAAGCUCUUCUGCUCUUGACUUUAGUCAACAUCGGUCUCGAGGACUGGGCCGCUGCCUGGAUGCUCAGUGGUCAAGCGGUCCGCAUGAUUGUCUCUAUGGAUAUAGGCGCGCUCCCAGACACUCGAAGAUCCAACGAGUUAAACCAAGGGAAAGUCGUGUUUCUAGGGUGUUUCGUUAUCGACUCACUUUUGUCAUUCCGAUUAUCCCGACGACCUAGCAUGCAUUCUCGAGACUUGGUUGUUAUUGGUUUGCUCGAAGAGGAUGGCCUGGAAGAAUGGAAUUCGUGGGCCGAUGUGUUACCACCCGCUCGCAACUCUCAUGGGAGGAAUCCACCUCGCCGAGGCCCUUUACUUUCUUUGAGUUGUUUUAACCGUUUGGUUGAGCUGGCCAGCGUGUUGAACAAAAUUGCUCGAGACUCUAUAACAGGACCGAACGCCCACUUAUUCGCGCAGCAAUUGGUCUCAGAGUUGAAACAUUGGGAUGACCUUUUGCCGCUCGGAUGUCGACUAAUUGGCCCUGAGAGCAUCUAUCCAGAACGGCACUCCGCAUUACUACCACAUCAGACUUAUUUGGCAUUAACAUACGUCGCUACCCUUCUGACACUUUAUCUUCAAAUAGCUCCCCAGGAAUUGGGCAUGCAUCGUUCCCAGAGGCCAGCCACAGAAGCCGCAAAGAAACUUCUCUAUCGUACCCUUCCAAUGAUGUCACAACAUCUAGAUAACUUCAAUGUUUGCAGCUUGCCGCCCAUCUUUGAAAUAUCUAUACGUGUCAUUGCUGAACAGGCAUUCACCCUUCGCAACAAAAUUGAAAGCGACCUAUUUCCAUUCACACGCUGGGCCGAGGCCCUCGUUCAACGGACAUCCCAGCUUAGUACAACGUGGCCGGUCUAUCGCACCUUGACGAGCAAUAUUGAACAAUGGUAUCGCUCUAGGAAUGUCUCUCAAUCUCCAUCUCAAACCUUCUCGCAUAAUGUGGACAAUACGCCAGCAAGAGAGACGAACAAACAUUCAAACUACAGUCCUUUCCAAAACAGCUUGCUAUCUACGACGGCGACAGAGAAUCGAGAUCCCAACCGCGAAACUCCGCUACUUCCACAGACUAGACAAAAUACCAUUAAUGUCGCGGAAUCUGACUAUACAUCCUCUAUCCUCGGCAUCACCAUCCCGGUCGAUGGGCAAUAUAUGACCCCAAAAGACACGACACUGGAAAAUUACGAGCCGUCCUUUUAUUCCCAUUCCCAGCCUGGUCAUGAUAGAGUCCAUUCCUCCGUGAUGGACAUUGCAGACCCAGCAAGCGAGCUAGACGCAAUGCUUCAUGGACCAUCUCAAGCACAUCCUCCAACACCAGAUUCCUCCGUAUCCAAUCCCAUGAUCUCGGGGGCUUCCGCCGCCGCGAACGAGCACUCUAUGGGGUCAGCUAUGAGCAAUGGCCAUACCAUCAGCUCCACCUCAGACAAUAAAGUACAAGCUAGCAGUAAUGCCAGUCUCGAUGCCAUCUUCAAAGACCUCGCUUAUCUUGACACAACCGAAUGGACCACCAGCCGUGAAGCAGGACUAAAGGAUUUCGGUUUCAUAGACGAUACCACAUUUCAAGAAUUCUGUCACGAUCCGGAUCGUCUUGCUGGCUCGCAGCCGUUGGUGCAUCCGCCUUCAAUAGCGGACAUUUGGCCACCUCCUGGGUUCUUCCCUGAGACAUUUCGAGAUGGGGCCGAGGAGAGAAUGGAGUGUUAG
Aspergillus puulaauensis is the source of this 2682-nucleotide messenger RNA. RefSeq names its product putative C6 transcription factor. The record is from RefSeq and is a predicted model, not a curated record. The transcript has 2 exons. The coding region runs from base 1 to 2682 and encodes 893 amino acids. Gene Ontology annotation, biological process: positive regulation of transcription by RNA polymerase II; DNA-templated transcription. NCBI's taxonomy places the organism in Eukaryota, Fungi, Ascomycota, Eurotiomycetes, Eurotiales, Aspergillaceae. Gene Ontology annotation, molecular function: DNA binding; zinc ion binding; DNA-binding transcription factor activity, RNA polymerase II-specific.